This is a messenger RNA of Arvicanthis niloticus (Nile rat), 1515 nucleotides long. The record is from RefSeq and is a predicted model, not a curated record. NCBI's taxonomy places the organism in Eukaryota, Metazoa, Chordata, Mammalia, Rodentia, Muridae.
GUCCUUAUACUGCAGUAAAGUGAGCUGUUUGUUGGCUUAGAGCUGUCAGACUCAGCAUUGUGUUCUGAGCGUUUUAUAUUUUAUUGUUCAUCUUUGGAAGUGAACAUCUGUGAUCCCCACUGACCAGAACAUAGAUAUUGUGGUCGUCCCAUCUUCCUCCUUUUGAGGUGAAGGAGAUGGCAAACAAAUUUUCAUGGGCACAUCUCAGUGAUGCAAAUUUACUAUCAGCAUCCAGUGAAACAUGCACAGAUCUGAGUGAUGCAAAUUUACCAACAGCAUUCAGUGAAACAUGCACAGAUCUGAGUGAUGCAAAUUUACCAACAGCAUUCAGUGAAACAUGCACAAAUCUGAGUGAUGCAAAUUUACCAUCAGUAUUCACUGAAACAGGGUGGUCCAUCUCCAGCCUGGUGAACACUAUGUGUUCCCUGAGCCACAUGGCAGAGGAAAACUUGGACAGGGCAAGAACAACUCAUUUUAGAGAUACCCUGGCGAAAAAUGAUGUACUAUUCAAGAAGAAAAGUGAUUACCAUCCUGGACAAAUAGUACAUCUUCGAAAGAGACACUCAAUCAAGUCACCUGCAUGUCGUAUCAUCCUGCCUCCCUUUCCCUUAAAGAGGAGAUGGAGUGAAUUGGCUCUGCCCACAUUCAUGAUGACCUCAAAAAAUGGCAACAGUGUGCAGCAGGAUGGUUGUGUAAAUGUAGUGAAUACAAAUGCUACAGACACAGAAGCUACUGAUUUAUUUGCUAAAUCAUCCAAAGGGAUAAAAAAGGAAGCUGAGAUUGAGGAGACAGGAAUUACCAUCUCAUUUAGUCUCACACCUCUGGAUGUGUUGUCCUUCUUGGAGGACACUGCAAGCAAACGGAACCCUGGAUGCUCUAUCCUUGAGUUACCAUCUACCAAGCACCAUCUCCAGGAGGCACCUUCAGCCUCAAACAGGAACAGCAGAAGGCUGUGGAAGUGGGUGAGGAGGCAGAUUAGUCACCCAUUUAGGAGGUUGUUUCUCUGCUUCUCUACUCGAAGUAGAAGACACACAACAUCCAGGACUGAUCAUUGGGCCCAGGCCCGUGGUUCCUAAACCACAGGCCUGUGUUCGGCCUGGUGCAGCACAAGUGCUGCAGGAGGGAGCCAGGCCAGAAGAGGCAGUGUACACAACCUGUUGUUACCUGUUAGACACCUCCACUAACCAGGACUCCAUCUCUGUCACCCCAUCUCCUACAGAGUGUGUGUCUUCCACAGAGCAUGCAUUGGCUGAAAUAUAUGAAGACUGGCAGAACAAACUCUUUCCAGUUGCCUGGCUUGGGAGUGCAAUAGGACACCAGCUCUUAGCUUGUUGUAGGAGGCUUGCCCACAAUGCCCCAGUGCUGUGAACUUUGUGUGUUCAUUUAUGCCCUGAUGUGAAAACUCCAGACAUUUGAAGAAACUGGGGCAGUGUAACAAUCUCCAUAGUUUAGGCAAGAUUUUUCAGGCCUAACAUGUAAAUUCCUUUAUGUUAUUAAAAUGUUCACUUGAUUUUU